Messenger RNA from Hipposideros armiger (great roundleaf bat), 3116 nucleotides. RefSeq names its product FCH and mu domain containing endocytic adaptor 1 (gene FCHO1). Gene Ontology annotation, cellular component: cytoplasm; clathrin-coated vesicle; clathrin-coated pit. The transcript has 28 exons. Gene Ontology annotation, biological process: clathrin-dependent endocytosis; clathrin coat assembly. Lineage: Eukaryota; Metazoa; Chordata; Mammalia; Chiroptera; Hipposideridae. The record is from RefSeq and is a predicted model, not a curated record. Bases 174 to 2849 code for a protein of 891 amino acids.
GGAAGCGGCAGGGGCUGCGUGGCUAUCUCUGGUGCCUGCCAUGUUUGACUGGGUUCCAGCCCCACUUGCUUCCCUGUCUGAUGCGGAAACUGAGGCAAAGAGCUGGACAGUGAUUCAGACACCAGACAGGCACUAGACAGGAGCCUGCAGGGGUCUCCACAGAGGCCAUAAGGAUGUCAUAUUUUGGGGAGCAUUUUUGGGGUGAGAAGAACCAGGGCUUUGAGGUUCUGUACCACAGCGUGAAGCAGGGGCCCAUCUCCACCAAGGAGCUGGUGGACUUCAUCCGGGAGAGGGCCACUAUUGAGGAGACCUACUCGAAGGCAAUGGCGAAACUUUCCAAGCUGGCCAGCAAUGGGACUCCCGUGGGGACCUUCGCUCCACUCUGGGAGGUCUUCCGUGUCUCCUCGGACAAGCUGGCACUCUGCCACCUGGAGCUAACACGGAAGCUGCAGGAUCUCAUCAAGGACAUGCUCCGUUACAGUGAGGAGCAGCUCAAGAUGCACAAGAAGUGCAAAGAGGAAGCAGUGAGCACCCUGGAUGCCGUGCAGGCCCUUGCAGGCGUCAGCCAGCUCCUGCCCAAGUCCCGUGAGAACUACCUGAACCGGUGCAUGGACCAAGAGCGGCUGCGCAGGGAGAACACCAGCCAGAAAGAGAUGGACAAGGCAGAGACCAAGACCAAGAAGGCAGCGGAGAGCCUGCGGCGCUCAGUGGAGAAGUAUAACUCAGCCCGCGCUGACUUCGAGCAGAAGAUGCUGGACUCAGCUCUACGCUUCCAAGCCAUGGAGGAGACCCACCUGCGGCACAUGAAGGCACUGCUGGGCUCCUAUGCCCACUCAGUGGAGGACACUCAUGUGCAGAUUGGGCAGGUUCAUGAAGAGUUUAAGCAAAACAUAGAGAACAUCAGUGUGGAGAUGCUGCUGAGAAAAUUUGCAGAGAGCAAGGGCACGGGCCGGGAGAAGCCUGGGCCUUUGGACUUUGAGGCGUAUAGCACAGCUGCCCUGCAGGAAGCAAUGAAACGUUUGCGGGGAGCCAAGGCCUUUCGCCUUCCAGGACUGAGCCGGCGGGAGCGGGAGCCACCUGCAGCUGUAGAUUCUUUGGAGCCUGAUUUAGGGGCAUGUCCAGAGGUGGAUGAAGAAGGUUUCACUGUCCGACCUGAUGUGACCCAGAACAGCACUGCCGAGCCCUCCCGCUUCUCGUCCAGUGACUCCGACUUUGAUGAUGAGGAGCCCCGCAAGUUUUAUGUGCACAUCAAGCCUGCCCCAGCCCGGGCUCCAGCCUGUAGCCCCGAGGCAGCCGUCGCACAGCUCAGGGCCACAGCUGGCAGCCUCAUCCUCCCUCCUGGCCCAGGGGGCACGAUGAAACGCCAUUCUUCACGGGAUACUGCUGGGAAACCACAGAGGCCUCGAUCUGCCCCGAGGGCUAGCAGCUGUGCAGAGAAACUGCAAUCAGAUGAGCAGGUUUCCAAGAACCUCUUUGGGCCGCCCCUAGAGUCCACCUUUGACCACGAAGAUUUUACAGGCUCCAGUAGUCUUGGCUUCACCUCCAGCCCCUCACCUUUCUCCUCCUCCUCGCCCGAAAAUGUGGAGGACUCUGGCCUGGACUCGCCAUCCCAUGCAGCACCUGGUCCCUCCCCAGAUUCCUGGGUCCUCCGCCCGGGAACCCCACAAAGCCCACCUAUCUGUAGGGCACAGCCGCUGGAGUUAAGGGGGAUACGGCCCCAGGUGCCAUCGGACUCAGAUGCGCCACAGCCCCUCGCAUUAUCUCCAGGCCCCUGGGGGCUGGAGGCUGUGGCUGGAGGAGACCUGAUGCCCGUACCUGCCGACCUUACAGCCAGGGAGGGCCUGGCAGCCCCACCCCGGAGACCCCGCUCCAGAAAAGUGUCCUGCCCCCUCACUCGCAGCAACGGGGACCUGUCUCGUUCCCUGAGCCCCUCCCCGCUGGGCUCUUCAGCUCCCAACACCAUCCCGGAACGUUCCAGCUUCUCAUCCCAGAUAGGACACGGUACAGGAGUCUCCCGGGGCCCAAGCCCUGUGGUCCUGGGCUUCCAGGAUUCCCUGCCUGUGGCCACCGCCUUCACUGAGUAUGUCCAUGCCUACUUUCGUGGCCACAGCCAUAGCUGCCUGGCUCGAAUAACUGGGGAGCUGACCAUGACCUUCCCAGCUGGCAUCGUGCGUGUAUUCAGCGGGACCCCACCCCCACCUGUGCUCAGCUUCCGCCUUGUGCACACAGCCCCUAUUGAGCACUUCCAGCCCAAUGCUGACCUGCUCUUCAGUGACCCCUCCCAGAGCGAUCCUGAGACCAAAGACUUCUGGCUCAACAUGGUGGCCCUGACUGAGACCCUGCAGCGCCAGGCAGAGCAGAAUCCAGCUGCCUCCUACUACAACGUAUUGUUGCUGCGGUACCAGUUCUCCCGCCCGGGUUCCCAGUCUGUGCCUCUACAGCUGAGCGCCCACUGGCAGUGCGGGGCGACCCUCACUCAGGUCUCGGUAGAGUACAGCUACCGGCCGGGUGCCACAGCUGUGCCCACGCCACUCACCAAUGUCCAGAUCCUGCUGCCUGUUGGGGAGCCUGUGACCAACGUCCGCCUGCAGCCGGCUGCCACCUGGAACCUGGAAGAGAAGCGGCUCCUAUGGAAGCUUCCGGAUGUGUCUGAGGCAGGGGGCUCUGGCCACCUGUCUGCCAGCUGGGAGCCAUGCUCAGGACCCAGCACGCCCAGUCCUGUGGCUGCUCAGUUCACCAGUGAGGGGGCUACUCUGUCCGGCGUGGACCUGGAGCUGGUGGGCAGUGGUUACCGCAUGUCACUGGUAAAGAGAAGGUUCGCCACAGGGAUGUACUUGGUGAGCUGCUGAGCCUGGGAGGCUGCCCAGCUCACCAGCCGCAGCUCUGCACUGAGUCCUGGUGCUCGCCAACUGCUCCCCGCCUGCCUGCCUGCCUGUCGGACCCUGGAGUCCCCACCUGGCCUUCCCUGAGGCCCCAACUCUGUGGAGAGGAGCUCCACGCCCAACCUGGAUGAGUCUGAGAUUCAAUCCUGCUCACGCCAACGCCCACACAAGUCCUCAGACUUUUAAUGUUCUUUGAAUAAACACUUUAUUUUCUAAUAAAAUAACUUUUUCCUG